Molecule: messenger RNA, 843 nt
Organism: Stylonychia lemnae
Lineage: Eukaryota; Ciliophora; Spirotrichea; Sporadotrichida; Oxytrichidae
Source: the annotation of a GenBank genome assembly
AUGGAGAGAAUCAUUCGAUCUAACGCUGUCAAGCAGCGUUAAGUCCGUUAACCUGUCGUCUUUGCAUUCAAUAUUAUGCUGAACCACUACUUGGCCUACAACACCAAACAGUACGAUACUAUUCAAAGAAUCAUAAAGUACGAGAACAAAGUGAACUAUCUCUACAUGCUGCCAAAUAUUAGCAAUCACUCAAUGAAUAUCGAGCAGAGAGCUGAGCAGCUAGCCAAGUCAUUAAAGAAAAUAUCAAAGGAUAAUUAAGGCCAGAGAGUGCACGUCAUUGCUCACAGCUUUACUGGCAUUGAUGUAAGAGCAGCUAUUUCGUUGUAUGGAGCAACAAAUGUGCAAAGCUUGUCCACUGUCUGCACUCCUCACAAGGGAAUGAAGUUGAUUGAAAAACUUCAUGCUGAUAGACUUGAAGAUUUAGAGAUUGUAGAUAAAAUUUUUGAGGCUUGCGGUGUAUCAUAGAAAUGUGUGCAUGAAUUCCAUCCCGAAAAUAUCAGAGCUUUUAAUCUUGUUGCUGAGGACAAUUCAACUACUGACUAUUACUCAGUGGGUUCAAAGAAAAAGUUCUUCCAUGCCACUGACUCACUCAGAUAUAGUCACGAUCUACUUUCAAAGAGAGAGAUUUAAAACGUGAGUGAUGGAAUAAUGCGACCAGAGGACUGUGAAUGGGGUAGAUACUUGGUGACCUUUGAGCAGGAUCAUUUAGAGAUAGUAGGGUUUAGCCCUGAUUACAACCCAAGACAGGUUUACAAUUUACUUGUCGACAAUAUAAAGCUGAAUGAAGUCAAAAACGACCCAGUUGAAGCCAAGAAAUAUGGUAUAGAAUAUUUGUUUCAAUGA